GACAGUGCUGCCACCUGCUGACUCAUUCGCCCCCAUCCUGCCACUACGUGAACGAGGAAUAACAAAGUUGCGUAAGGGUCUUUUCGCUGGAUAUUGCAAUCGAGAUUGUUUAUGAAAUAAAGUAUUCUGCGAAAAGUUCGAUGAAAUCCAGUCUGGCAUCAACGUCGUAAAAAGCCAAGCUCCGCCCCACUGAGCAACUAUCAACAAAGUCACGUUACAUCUGCGUGAGCUCGCCAAAAGCUGCAGGAAGUGUGCGAAUCCCACCGCCUCUGCUUUGUGACGGCAUGUUGCGUGCAGCGUAGACGCCCUUUUCUUCAUCUUCUUCUUCGGACCAUGUCAGCGCUGCGAGUGAUUGACGGUGACUCGUGAGGACACCAUGUGCUGAGUCACGCUUUGAACUGACGCCGCCUCAUCAUCAUCAUCAUCAAUAUCAUCACAGCAACAUGUCGGCCUCAAAGACGGCAGCAGAUGUGGCUGCAUCAACAGCGGAGUCAAAGGUCACCGGCCAGGCUACGAGCGGCGGGAAUGAUGGCCCUUGCGUCGAGCGGGAGGAAGGGGUGGAGUCCACGGCGUCUGACAGCGGACCGACGUGCAACGAGACAGAGCAAGACCUGCCGGAGGAUGGAGUCACGGGUCCCGAAGCGGAGGCGGCACAGAGUUCGUCUGUGGCGACGGCCGACAAUUUGGAGGAGCUGCAAGAGUCCUGUGAGACUCCAUCCUUCUCCGUUACUGGUUUGAGUUUCUCCAAGGGGACGACGGCGGCCACGGUGGGAUCUCGGGAGGCGGACGACGCGUUUUCGUCAUACUCGGCGGCAGGGGCGGAGGGAAGCUCCCCGAGCAAUGAGCUGCCGUGUCUGAAGGGUGACGAGCAGGUGGCAGGGGGCGCCGACGCGCCCGCUGACGCUCCUGCCGACGUUCUUGUCGCCGCUCCCAUCGACGCGCCCGCCGACGCUUCUGCCAACGCUCCCGCCGAAGCCUCGUAUUACCUGGUCAAGUGGAUCACCUGGAAGGAGAAGAAGACGCCCAUCGUCACUCAGAGCGACAACGGACCCUGCCCCCUGCUGGCCAUCAUGAACAUCCUCUUCCUUCGCUGGAAGGCAAAGCUCCCGGCUCACACUGAAGUUGUCACCACAGAGGACCUGAUGGCUCACUUGGGUGAGUGUGUGCUGUCGGUUACACCCAGAGAAAAGACAGACGGGAUGCGGCUCAACUUUCAACAGAACAUGGGCGAUGCCAUGGCGGUGCUGCCCAAACUCUCGACGGGUCUGGACGUCAACGUUCGCUUCACCUCCGUCACUGACUUUGAGUAUACACCAGAGUGCAUCGUUUUUGACCUCCUUGACAUCCCGCUCUACCAUGGAUGGCUGGUGGACCCCCAGAGUCCGGAGAUGGUGGCUGCCGUUGGCAAGCUGAGCUACAACCAGCUCGUGGAGAAGAUCAUCGACUGCAAACACUCGGUCGACAGCGCACAAGUCAGCGAAGGUCUGGUGGCUGAGCACUUCCUGGAGACAACAGCAACUCAGCUGUCCUAUCACGGCCUGUGCGAGCUCAACGCCGCCGCCAAAGAGGGAGAAAUGUGCGUCUUCUUCAGGAACAACCACUUCAGUACCAUGAUCAAACACAAGGGCCACUUGUACCUGCUGGUGACGGACCAGGGCUUCCUGCGCGAGGAGGGCCUGGUAUGGGAGUCUCUGCACAACGUGGAAGGGGACGGGAACUUCUGCGACUCAGACUUCCGCCUGUGUCAUCCUCCUCGGAAGGAGGCGGUGGCGCCCCCGCCCCCCGGUGGCCCCCCGCCGCCCUGCGACCAACGGCAGCAGCGCCAAAUCGACCAGGACUAUCUGGUGGCGGUGUCGCUGCAGCAGGAGAGCGGCGGGGGGGCCUCGGGACCGCUCGGCGACCUGGAGCUGGCCCGGCAGUUGCAACAGGAAGAAUACCAACGACAACAACAACAAGAAGGAGCGCAGCAAGCGGCCUUGCAGAGGUCAGAGGCCAGAGGUCAGGGGCCACAGUCAGGAGGGGCAAGGAGAAGAGAAAAAGACGCCGACUGCGUCCUGCUUUAACUCGUCGCUCCAUGUAGCGCAUGCACGCAGAUGCCAGACCACAGUGCUGUGUGAUUUUGUUUUCCUUUUUACGUUUGUCAAAGGUCACAUGUCAUAACAAGCUUCUCUCACUAGCUUGCAGGCCAAUAAAAGCGUUGCUAAUCGCUUUCCGCCGUACCUUUGA
Syngnathus acus (greater pipefish) is the source of this 2226-nucleotide messenger RNA. RefSeq names its product MINDY lysine 48 deubiquitinase 1 (gene mindy1). Gene Ontology annotation, biological process: protein K48-linked deubiquitination. The coding region runs from base 444 to 2063 and encodes 539 amino acids. The transcript is spliced from 13 exons. Gene Ontology annotation, molecular function: cysteine-type deubiquitinase activity; cysteine-type carboxypeptidase activity; K48-linked deubiquitinase activity. Lineage: Eukaryota; Metazoa; Chordata; Actinopteri; Syngnathiformes; Syngnathidae. Gene Ontology annotation, cellular component: cytosol; cell periphery. The record is from RefSeq and is a predicted model, not a curated record.